GUGGUCUUCAACGCAGCCAUCAGCUGCUGCGCCAAAGGCAGCGCCUGGGCCGCGGCCUUUGGGCUGCUGCGCCAGCUGGACCUGUCGCAGCUCCAGCGCGACCUGCUGGGCUACAGCGGGGCUCUCAGCGCCUGCUCCUUGGCUCGGCAGUGGCAGCACGCGCUGGGCCUGCUGGCGGACAUGGCAACCGCUUCGCUCCGCCAGGAUGCCAUCAGCUACAACUCGGUGAUCAGCGCCUGUGAGGGCCCGCAGUGGCCGCUGGCGUUGCACUUCCUGCGGGCCAUGCGGCGCCAAACUCUGCAGCCCACGGUGGUCACCUACAACACCGUCAUGGCCGCCUGCCCCAACUCGGCCCUGGGGCUCUUGCAGACCAUGCAGGGGGAGGUCUUGGAGCCGGAUGUGAUCAGCUACGGCUCGGCCAUCUCUGCAGGAGACUGGCACCUGGCGCUCCAUUUGCUGUCCUCCAUGUUGCGGAGCCAGCUGGUGCCGGACAUCGUGUGCUACAACUCGGUGAUGACCGCGUGCACGCAGUGCAGCCGGUGGCCGGAGGCCCUGGCCUUGCUGGGCCUCUGCCAGAAGUCCUCCACCCAGAAAGACGCCGUGACCUUCAACGCAGCCAUCAGCUGCUGCGAGGCCAGUGGCCAGUGGCACCUGGCGCUGCACUUCUUCGGCCAGGCGCUGGAGGCAGGUCAAGUGACGGCGGUGACCUACAACGCAGCCAUUGCCGCGUGCAGCAGUCGCUGGGACCUCGGCCUUCAACUGCUGCAUGCCAUGGAGGUCGCUUCCUUCAGCCCGGACGUGGUGAGCUUCGGCAGCGCCAUUAGCCCCCCGGGCGAAGAGAUGAGCGCCACCUUCCCCUUCCUGUGCCUGCGCCCAGCAAAGCCUGUGGACCUCUGCGCUGCAUCUGCUGACCAGAAUGCCACACAGGGCGCUGGAUCCCAACGUAGUGACUUUCACCGCCGCCGUAAGCGCCUGCCACAACGCCAGCGAGCCUCUUGGCGCCAGAGCUAA
Effrenium voratum is the source of this 1011-nucleotide messenger RNA. NCBI's taxonomy places the organism in Eukaryota, Dinophyceae, Suessiales, Symbiodiniaceae. The record is from the annotation of a GenBank genome assembly.